Symbiodinium pilosum is the source of this 747-nucleotide messenger RNA. The record is from the annotation of a GenBank genome assembly. Lineage: Eukaryota; Dinophyceae; Suessiales; Symbiodiniaceae.
GCUUUGCGGACCGAAGGCUUUGCCGCGAUCGCUUACGACCAGGUGGGCUCUGGCUACUCCGAAGGCGACGCCCCCGGCUACGUUGAGAGCUUUGGUGACGUCAUCACCGAUUUGCAAAAGCUGGCCGAAGAGGAGCAGAAGCGGUAUCCAAGCGCGAAAAUCUUCGCGCUGGGGGAGUCUGCUGGAGCGCUCGUAGCAUUACGGCAUGGCAUUGGGAGGGCGGUGGAAGGGCUUGACCCAUCCCCGAUCGCCGGGUACAUCCUCUGCGGUCCGAUAGUGAGGAUCAAGAAGGAGAUGAUGCCUCCACCCUGUGUGAUUGGGAUAGCAAAGUUUCUAGCGCGCUUCUUCCCGAAGCUUCCACUGCCUGGCGUGGACGUGACGUCCACCUUUGACGAAGCCUUUGGGGAUCCUCGUUGGGCGGCAGCUGGCAAGGCAGAUCCAGUCGUCCAGCGAGUGAUCAAUGCGCAGAUGCACGUCAGGACUGGCGCUGAAAGCCUCGGGGCCAUGGAGUUUAUCAACCUUCCGGAAAACCAGAAGAAGUUUAAGGCUCCCAUUGCGAUGAUCAUAGGAGAAAAGGAGGUGCGUGUCGACCUGGGCGCGGCCUUCGAGUUUUACAUGACCGCGGGCUCGGACGAUAAGUAUCUGAAAGUGCUGAAGGGGGCACGGCACCAACUUUUCCAGGAUCAACCCGAGCUUAUCCAGGUGGCAGUGCAAGAAGUGAUCUCAUGGCUGAAGGCACAUGCUUAG